Molecule: messenger RNA, 1306 nt
Organism: Aspergillus japonicus CBS 114.51
Lineage: Eukaryota; Fungi; Ascomycota; Eurotiomycetes; Eurotiales; Aspergillaceae
Product: Zn(II)2Cys6 transcription factor domain-containing protein
Exons: 3
Coding region: 52-1182 (376 amino acids)
Biological process (GO): regulation of transcription by RNA polymerase II
Molecular function (GO): zinc ion binding; DNA-binding transcription activator activity, RNA polymerase II-specific
Source: RefSeq, a predicted model, not a curated record
CAUCUUCCUAACUCCACAGAGACAGGGUCAGUGAAAUUGGAGGUUGAGGCAAUGGGGACAACUCGUGUCAGACAGCGAUCACGAUGGGGUUGUAAGAACUGCAAGCUUCGACGGGUGAAGUGCGACGAGAUCAAGCCCAUGUGUCGACAAUGCCAGGCUUAUGGGGUCUCCUGUAGUUUUACCUGCACUCAAACUAAGAUGCAGCCACUACAACCCGUGAUCGAGCAUGUUUUUGCUCCGCCCCGGCCGUCAGCUGGUUUACCCUGCUGGGUUUGCCCGACCGAUCGGCUUAUAGCUCAAUUCCAACUACUAAUCGCCCCGACCAUGAGCUAUGGUAACCGAUUAGAUGUUUAUCAAAACCAGGUGGUGGAAUUAGCACACACGACUCCGUUCCUUAAGCAUGCCAUCACAACGGUAGCCUUAACGUACCAGCGCCACACAACAAUCCCCAUCAGAUCGACUCCAGACUUGGUGGAAUCCUACCACUGGGAUCGAGCCUUGGUUGGCUUCAAUCGGAAGCUGUCGCAGAACCCUCAAUCCGAUGACAAAGCCGCUUUGCUGAGCACGUCCAUGCUUUUGUGGCUACUAGUCUUCUGCCACGUCGAUGCAUCGACUCCAGAAGAGGCCUGGCCGUUGUCUCCCAAUGUCAUUAGCGGUCCCACCUGGUUAAGGAUUGCGCGGGGGAAAGACGAAGUCUGGCGCCAGAUGCCCUCUCCGCCGCGAGACUGCAUCUCAGCGGCUCUGGCUCCGGUGGAAAACAAUCCGAUCAUCAAUCGACCUGCUGAGCCUCUGGCACCUCUUCAAGGUGUUCCCGAUCCAUAUAUGCGGCUAUUUGAUCUGGGCACAGGAAAACAGUCGUUGGAGUAUGAAUCGAUGUACCAUAGUGUCGCUGUCGACGUUGCGCAGGCGCUGUUCGCUGAUCGACCGCUUCUGCCGACAAUCCUAAGCUUCGUCACAUUUCUCAGCACCAUGUCUUCCAACUUCAAGUCGCUGUUGUUGGCGAAAGACCCUCGGGCGUUGCUGUUGCUGGCCUGCUGGUAUGGAAGGAUUCGCAGACUGGGAGUGUGGUGGAUGACCCCACGUACAGUGCUGGAAGGAGAGUCAAUUUGUCGAUAUCUAGAGCGAGGCUAUCCCGACAACCAAGACCUACAGGAGAUGAUAGUCUUUCUUCGGGCGCUAUGAGUCAAAGAUAGGGCAAUGAUCUCUUCCAUGUCGCUUUUCAAGUCCUACAUGUCAAAAGUCUUUAGUGCUUGAACUUUUGGUGAGUAUUUUCUUUUUUGACUGGCUUGGUGUUUGCGCUGGCGAG